AUGGCACCCUUUCUGAGAGGCAGAUUCUUAAGGAAAGGAACAUGUGAAGCAUCUGAGGAAAUCAUUGCUGACACGUCCAGGUCUCCAACACGUCCAUGUCUCCAGCAGAGAUCUCCAAAUACAGAGUCACAGAGACAGCCCAGGGACCCAUCACACACAAACCAUGCCUCAUCUUCCAUGCAAGAACCUGAGACUAAAACACCAGACCCAGACAAAAUGAUGGACAGUGAUGGGACCAUGGGAAUGAUCUUCUUAUCACAGACUGUACUUGGAGUUCUGGGCAAUUUGUCUCUCCUCUACUACUAUCUGUUUCUUUACUUUUCCCAGAGAAGUUUAAGGUCCACAGACUGGGUUCUGAUGCAUUUGAUUGUAGCAAAUGUAUUAACUCUCAUAUGUAAAGGAGUGCCCCAGACAAUGGCAGGUUUUGGUUGGAAAGACUUCCUCAAUGAUUGUGGAUGCAAAGGAGUUUUCUAUCUCCACAAAGUGGGCAGGAGUAUGUCCUUUAGCAGUAUCAGCUUCCUGAGUGUCUUCCAAGCCAUCACUAUCAGCCCUAAUGACUCAAAGUGGGCACCACUUAAAUGCAAAGCUCCAAAGUAUGUUGUUGCCUGCGUAAACCUUAGUUGGAUUCUGAACCUUCUUAUAAAUACUGUUUUUCUUUUAAACAUAAGUUCAAAACAGGGCAAUAAAAGCAUCACAAUGCUAAAAGACUUUGGGUACUGUUCGUCUGUUAAUAUUGGGGAAAUGGAUACAGUUCUGCAUAUGGUUUACCUGUCAUUCCCUGACAUUAUAUGCAUGUGGCUAAUGCUGUGGGCCAGUGGCUCCAUGGUGCUCAUCCUGCAUAGGCACAAGCGGAGUAUGCAGCACAUGUUCAGGAGCAAGGUCUCUCCUCAAUUUUCACCACAUACCAGAGCUACCCAAACCAUCCUUCUCCUGAUGAGCACCUUCAUCUGCUUUUAUCUGCUGUCCUACAUCUGUCAAGUCUGUUUGGCUCUUAUUUAUAAUCCUUCCUGGUUCCUGGUGAAUAUGUCUCUUUUCAUUGCUGGCUGUUUCCCAACUGAACAAAAUUGA
Messenger RNA from Arvicola amphibius (Eurasian water vole), 1068 nucleotides. RefSeq names its product vomeronasal type-1 receptor 4-like. The transcript is spliced from 3 exons. Gene Ontology annotation, biological process: G protein-coupled receptor signaling pathway. Bases 1 to 1068 code for a protein of 355 amino acids. Gene Ontology annotation, molecular function: pheromone receptor activity. Gene Ontology annotation, cellular component: membrane. The record is from RefSeq and is a predicted model, not a curated record. Lineage: Eukaryota; Metazoa; Chordata; Mammalia; Rodentia; Cricetidae.